Messenger RNA from Hordeum vulgare subsp. vulgare (domesticated barley), 2272 nucleotides. RefSeq lists its product as uncharacterized. The coding region runs from base 30 to 2132 and encodes 700 amino acids. The record is from RefSeq and is a predicted model, not a curated record. The transcript is spliced from 10 exons. Lineage: Eukaryota; Viridiplantae; Streptophyta; Magnoliopsida; Poales; Poaceae.
CAUUCACUGCGCAAUCCAAGUGAUUAGCCAUGGAUACGGACGUGAUUAGCGGCCGGGACGCGAUGGCGCCGGCGCCGGUGGACGGCGGCGUGCGGGGCAAGGCCGCGGGCGGCGGCGGCGGCCGGAAGCACCUCUCCUCCAUCGCCGACGACGUGCUCCACCGAUGCUCCCUGACGCUGCACAGAAGCGUCGACGAACUAGUCGCGGACUUCGAGUCGGGCCUGAAGAAUGCCGCACUGGACAACUACUCAAGAAGACUAGUUGAGUACUGCAGCCUUCAGGCGUUGCAAUCUCUAACAUCUCCUGAUCUCGGAGACACGCUUCACGAGGGGUCGCUCGGUCGGUUCACGUUUGAUAUGAUGCUAGCCUGGGAGACGCCCACUCCUUCGGAUCAACAAAUUACCAUGGAGAGCAUAUCGAAAGAGAGAGAAGAUCGGAAGGAACCACUUGGAGCAAAUGAAGCUGUGAUGGGUGAUGACACGUCGCUGUUCUAUUCGGAUAUGAUGCCCCUUCUUGUGAAUGAAGAUCCAACAGUCGGAGAAGAUGCAUAUGUGUGGUUUGGAUCUGUAUUUCCUUUGGCUUGUGACGUUGUCAAUGCGCGUUUCACUUUCGAAGCCCUCACCGCUACCACUGCUAGCAGGCUACACUAUCCUGCUUACGAUAAAUUCCUUAAGGAAAUGGAUAAGUCCUUCAAAUUUCUGCAAAGCUUGCCAACUCCAACAGGAGUUGAAUUCGCUGAAGAUGAAUUUAUCUUGCACACUGAGGGGGCAGCAGGAACACAAAGGGUGGUUCGGCACAUUGGGACCGGCAGCUGGCCUGGCAGGUUGAUUCUGACAAACAAGGCCCUGUAUUUUGAGACUUCCGGCAUAAUUUCAUAUGGGCCUGCUUUCAAGGUCGAGCUUUCAGAUACUGGAAUGGAUCAACAAGUUAAAGCAGCUUCAACAGGUCCUUUUGGUGCACCAUUGUUCGACAAAGCCAUUGAAUUUGAAUCACUACCGGAACCUCUGCUUCUGGAGUUUCCGGAGAUGACCAGCUCUACACGUCGCGAUCUGUGGCUUACCAUGAUAAGAGAAGUAAUCUUUCUCCACCGUUUCAUAUCAGCGUACACGAUAGAGUCCCCUAUCCACAAAUGGGAGGUACAUUCAAGAAUCAUAUUGGCAGUGAUAAGGCUCCAUGCUGCAAGGGAGAUGCUAAGAAUGUCACCGCCACCACCUUCUAGCUUCCUCGUAUUCUCCCUGUAUGAUGACCUUCCUAAAGGUGAUUACGUGCUCGAGCAACUAGCAAACAAUCUGAAAGAGACGUCGACCAUAACUCCGUUCAGUGCAUCAUAUGUGUUCAAGAGCUUGAGUAAGUCGGAUCCAAUCGCGUUAAGCGCGGAGAUGGCAAAAGAGCAUGACCGGGACUCAAGUAACCAUGGGCAGCCCUUGACCUCCCUCGGAAAUACCAUUGAUAAAGUAAGAGAUGAAGCCAGGGAAGUUACGGUGGCUAAUGCUCCCAUCGAGGGGAUGAAGGAGGAAGGUCUCACCGAUAGCCUUCUCGUAUUAGUGGGGUUGGUAAGUCCCAUCAGCAAACUGGGUCCGGUGAUCCAAGAGAUGACCUCCUGGGAUAGACCGCACAUCACGGGCAGUGUCCUUGCUGUAGCUUUGCUGACCAUAUACAACGAGUGGGUGGGCUACGCGUUGGCGGCAUUCCUGAUACUAGUGGUCGGCGCGAUGGUCUGGGCCAGGCAGAGGAAGAUCGGCGAUAUAUGCUCGGAGGUGAUCAUCGACAAGUCCUCGGACAAGACGACGAUUGAGAGCAUAGUGGAGGCGCAGCACAGCAUGAAGAAGGUGCACGAGUACGUCAAGACGGCGAACGUCGUGAUCCUCAGGCUAUGGUCCAUCGUUCUAGCCCGGUCACCAAAGCACACGGAGACGGUGAUCUGGAUGCUGACGGGCAUCGCGGUGGCGCUGGCUGUGGUACCUUUCAAGUACGUCCUGAUGGGGCUGACGGUGUGCUGCUUCGCGGCGAACACGAGGGUUGCCAAGGCGGUGUCGGACCCCCGGGGCGGGCGGCGCUGGAGGGAGUGGUGGGAGUCCAUACCCGCCGUCCCGGUCCAUACGGUCGACAAGGGCGAGCUACGGACAGGUUGAAGAGAUGGCCGGCUGAAAAUUCAUGGUCUUGCAGUGUAUGCACACGCUGGUAGCUUUGUUUGCGCUUCACAGUGGAACGUUGUGCCAUGAACACGUUGUCAGAUGUUUCGUGUAAGAAUAAAAGGAAUACGUACAGUCUA